GUUCUCCCAGAUGGUUCAGGACAAGCCCCUGCGCACAUCCUGGCAGCGCAAGAUGAAGGAGCGGCAGGAGCGCAAGCUGGCCAGGGACUUCGCCCGGCACCUGGAGGAAGAGAAGGCACGGCGCCGGCAGGAGAAGAAGCAGCGCCGGGCUGAGAACCUGCGCCGCCGCCUGGAGAACGAGCGGAAGGCCGAGGUGGUGCAGGUGAUCCGUAACCCCGCCAAGCUCAAGCGGGCAAAGAAGAAGCAGCUGCGCUCCAUUCAGAAGCGGGACACCCUGGCCCUGCUGCAGAAGCAGCCACCCCGGCAGGGGACAGCCGAGGCCUGAGCACAGGACACCCUGGCUCUGCGGACACAGCCUACUUGGGCCGGCCAGCAGGCGCCUCUGCCAGAACCAGAACUCAGCCCCACAGGCUCCUGCUCUGCAGGGUCGGAGACAGAGCUGCCAGGGACGAGGCUGGGAGGGUUAGCUCACCCCUCCCUCCCUUCCCCCAAGUGCCUUCCGCCCCAGGACAGUGACUGGUGACCCCCAUGUUCCCAGGCCUGAGCCAGCGUCAGGGUCCUAGCCCAGGCCCGCCGGAAGACAGCCCCACUGGCGGCUUCCCCCAGGAAUCCGGCUGCUCCCUCCUGGCGCGAAAGGCUUAGAGCGGGAGGGUGUGGGGAGCGGGUUCUCUGCGCCCUUUCCCACGCGGCUCUGCGGAAUCCGAGGGGCAGAGGCCACGCCCCGGGCUGCAGGAGGUGUUUAUUGAGAGCCCGGGGGGCAGGUGUGAGUGGCACCAGGCGGUGCUGGCUUCAGACCCGUGUCCCGGCCCUCAGGGCUCCUCCUCCCGUGGAGAAGACGCAAUAAACACGUGGCCCUCAUGCUGUGUGGGGGACAGACACCUGCCCCAGACAGUGCCGGGGGGCACCGUGCCCGC
Molecule: messenger RNA, 914 nt
Organism: Chinchilla lanigera (long-tailed chinchilla)
Lineage: Eukaryota; Metazoa; Chordata; Mammalia; Rodentia; Chinchillidae
Gene: Ccdc86
Product: coiled-coil domain containing 86
Cellular component (GO): nucleolus
Source: RefSeq, a predicted model, not a curated record